Messenger RNA from Solanum dulcamara, 650 nucleotides. RefSeq lists its product as uncharacterized. The transcript has 2 exons. NCBI's taxonomy places the organism in Eukaryota, Viridiplantae, Streptophyta, Magnoliopsida, Solanales, Solanaceae. The coding region runs from base 284 to 595 and encodes 103 amino acids. The record is from RefSeq and is a predicted model, not a curated record.
UAUUUUAUCUAGUAGUAGUGGAAGUAAACUUCCAUAUCCUGUGGAACUAACAUUAUCAUAUCGUUAUGACAAGGAUUAUGGUCCAUCAUUCUUCUAUAUAGAUGCCAGGAAUUUUUGAAAAAGGAUAGAUCCUUAGCCUCUUUCUUGGGAAACUAAAUUAUCCAUGACCAAUUAAUUUUGUAAGUAUAUUGGACUACUAUAAAAAUGGAAAAGCCUUUGGCUAGCUAGCAAAUACAUCACUUAAAAACACAACAAAUUGGUCAGCAGGGAAGAAGUGAAAAAAAUGGCAACUGCAGCAGCUGGUAGAGGAGCACAGUCCAUGAACUUCAUGUACUUCAAGCCAAUUCUGCGGAAAGCGUAUCACAGAAAAAGCAGUUCAGCAGAGAUGAUUAGUGAUACUGUUAAAUUGAACGGUGAAGAUCAGGUGAAGAGUGUGAUGAAAAAUAAUCAUGAUGAUAUUUGGUGGGUCCCUGAUGAUCGCACUGGAAUAUUUUAUCCAAAGGGUCAAGAGAAAGUCAUUGAAGAUGUUCCUUCUGCUGCAGGAAAGGACUUUGGAGCUAUUAAUUGGUUUUCUAACCAUGAAGAUUAUCUAUAAUUAACCUAUUAAAUGUAAUUUUGAAGUUGCUUUGAUUUAUAAACAAUCAUGUCAA